AUGAAGAGCCCCAGCAAGAAGAGCCGCAGCAAGUCGCGGGCAGCGCCGCAGCUGCAGCAGACAGCAGCAGCAGGCAGCAGCAGCAGCAGAUUCGGGACUCAAAUGCAGCAGCACACUGCAGCAAACUCCACUUGGCAGCAGCAGCAGCAAACACAAAAGCAAACACUGCAGCACCAGAUGAGAAACAAUUUGCUGCUGCUAGUGCUGCUGCUGGACUUACAAGGAAAAGGGCGGCAGCAGCAGCGCCUUGAGAAAAGAAGGAAAGAACAAACAGCAGCCGCAGACGGAGCUGACCUUGACAGCAAACCAGCCCUCGCUGUCUCCGCUCUGCAGCAGCAGCAGCAGCAGCAGCAGCAGGUGCAGCAGCAGCAGGUGCAGCAGCAGCAGGUGCAGCAGCAGCAGCAGCAAAGGCGACAGCGCGCAGCAGCCACGGGGGCACGUCCUGAGCGGCCAGCAGCAGGGGGCAAGCAGCAAGCCGCAGCAGCAAAAGCGGAGCUGCUGCAGCAGCUGCUGCCAGCAGCAGCAGCUUCAGCAGCAGCACCAAGUUCACGGAGCGCCGCGAGGUGUAGGCGCAGUACUGCAGCAGCUGAGGGGAAGCAGCAGCACAGAAACAGACCCGCAGCUCAGCAGCAGCAGCAGCACUGCAGCAGCAGCAUCCUGCAGCAGCAGCAGCACUGCAGAAGCAGCAGCAUCCCUGCAGCAGCAGCAUCCCUGCAACUGCAGCGCUGCAACUGCAGCAGCGCUGAAUCAUCAGCCCUGCAUCAGCAGCCCCGCAUCAGCAGCGCAGCAGCAGCAGCAGCAGCAGCGCAGCAGCAGCAGCAGCAGCACCCGUUUGGCUGCAGCGUCAGCAGCAAGCACUGCAGCAGUGAAGCUGCGCUCGCGCCUGUCGUCCUGCAGCAGCAGCAGCAGCAGCAGCAGCGGCAGCAGCGGCGGCGGCGGCUCGCUCGCGGGGCCUGGAGAUCUCGCAGCAGCAGCGCGCCAGCAGCAGCAGCAGCAGCAGCAGCUGCUGCAGCAGCAGCAGCAGCAGCAGCAGCAGCAGCAGCACACAGAGACACGCACGCCGCCGUAGGCCGCUGCCAGCUACGGAGACUCCCCACAAAAGAGGAGACAGACACUAACGGGGACUCUCAGUGA
Molecule: messenger RNA, 1134 nt
Organism: Eimeria necatrix
Lineage: Eukaryota; Apicomplexa; Conoidasida; Eucoccidiorida; Eimeriidae
Exons: 3
Coding region: 1-1134 (377 amino acids)
Source: RefSeq, a predicted model, not a curated record